This is a messenger RNA of Trifolium pratense (red clover), 3051 nucleotides long. RefSeq names its product cation/H(+) antiporter 20. The record is from RefSeq and is a predicted model, not a curated record. Gene Ontology annotation, molecular function: antiporter activity. Lineage: Eukaryota; Viridiplantae; Streptophyta; Magnoliopsida; Fabales; Fabaceae. The transcript has 4 exons. Bases 268 to 2820 code for a protein of 850 amino acids. Gene Ontology annotation, cellular component: endomembrane system; membrane. Gene Ontology annotation, biological process: regulation of pH; proton transmembrane transport.
GUCAUCUAAAGAGGGAGGACUAUUAAAAAGCGGAAUAGUGCCAACUGCCACCGAAGUCUUAGCAAAGUCUUCUUCUCUCCACUAUAAAUAAGCCUUCAAAGUCCAAACUCUCCAUGCAUUCAUUCAUUCAUAUCUUCCUCAACUCCCAACACCAUUAAAUUAGGAUCGAUCCAGCAUCAUCUUUUCAUCACACUUUUCCAUGUGAUAACACUUUCUCAACAAUAAAAACUAAACCUCUUUCUCUAUUCUAUCUCUCACUCACCAACCAUGGUGAACAUAACUUCCAUCAAAACUUCCUCUAAUGGUGUCUGGCAAGGUGAUAAUCCCCUCGAUUUCGCUUUCCCUCUCCUCAUUGUUCAAACCGUCUUAGUCCUCGUCGUUAGCCGCUCCCUCGCCUUCCUCUUUAAACCUCUCCGUCAACCUAAAGUCAUCGCCGAGAUCGUCGGUGGAAUUCUGUUAGGUCCAUCGGCGUUGGGAAGGAGUAAAGGCUAUUUGCACCGCAUUUUCCCGUCAUGGAGUUUACCAACGCUCGAAUCCGUCGCAAGCAUAGGUCUAUUAUUCUUCCUCUUUCUCGUUGGUCUCGAGUUAGAUCUAAACUCAAUUCGUCGUAGCGGUAAAAGAGCAUUCAGUAUAGCAGCAUGCGGAAUCUCUCUUCCGUUUGUCUGCGGUAUCGGCGUCGCCAUUGUCCUCCGUAAAACCGUCGACGGAGCAGAUAAAGCUGGAUUCGGUCAAUUCAUCGUUUUCAUGGGAGUAGCACUAUCAAUAACUGCAUUUCCUGUCUUAGCACGAAUCCUCGCUGAACUCAAACUUCUCACAACGCGCGUCGGUGAAACCGCCAUGGCAGCCGCUGCAUUCAACGAUUUAGCCGCGUGGAUUUUACUCGCUUUAGCAAUCGCGUUAGCUGGUAGUGGAGCUGACGGCGGAGACAAAAAAAGCCCUCUCGUCUCGGUUUGGGUACUUCUCUCCGGUGUCGGUUUCGUUGCUUUUAUGAUGAUUGUUAUAAGUCCUGUAAUGAAGCGCGUGGCGCAAAGAUGCUCUGUUGAGAAUGAAGCAGUUGACGAAGUUUAUAUCUGUUUAACACUCGCGGGUGUAAUGGUUUCAGGAUUCAUAACUGAUUUUAUAGGGAUUCACGCGAUUUUCGGCGCGUUUGUUUUUGGAUUAACGAUUCCAAAAACGGGGAAUUUUGCGGAGAGGUUGAUAGAGAGAAUAGAGGAUUUUGUUUUGGGUUUGUUGCUUCCACUUUAUUUUGCAUCGAGUGGGUUGAAAACUGAUGUGACUAAGAUUAGUGGAGGAAAAGCUUGGGGGUUGUUGGUUCUGGUGAUUUCUACAGCUUGUGCUGGGAAGAUUCUGGGAACUUUUGUUGUAGCUAUGUUGUGCAGGAUGCCAGUUAGAGAGGCGAUUACACUUGGAGUGCUGAUGAACACCAAAGGACUUGUUGAACUCAUUGUUCUCAAUAUUGGAAAAGAGAAAAAGGUUUUGAAUGAUGAAGUAUUUGCGAUCUUGGUACUUAUGGCUCUAUUCACCACCUUCAUCACAACUCCACUAGUGAUGGCAAUCUACAAACCAGCUCGUGGCAUCGCAACCAAGACAAUUCGCAAGCUAGGUGACAUGUCCUCCUCCCACUCUAAGGACAAGAAGGUGGUGGAUACUCUUCGAGUCCUAGCUUGCAUACACGGUCCAACCAACAUUCCCGCUAUCAUCAACCUCAUUGAAUCAACACGUAGCACCAAAAGUUCAAUCCUCAAACUCUUCAUAAUGCACCUUGUUGAGCUCACAGAACGUUCAUCCUCCAUCAUCAUGGUUCAACGUGCUCGCAAAAACGGUUUUCCAUUCUUCAAUCGGUUCAACCGUGAUGAAUGGUAUAACCGUCUUGCGGGUGCUUUUCAGGCAUACAGUCAAUUGGGCCGAGUCAUAGUCCGGUCCACUACAGCAAUCUCUUCUCUUUCCACAAUGCACGAGGAUAUAUGCCACGUGGCGGAGGAAAAGAGAGUGACAAUGAUUAUAUUACCCUUCCAUAAACAUUGGAAGAUGGAAGUAGAUGAUGAAAAUGACAAUGAGUCCCAUGAGGUGUUGGAGAAUGCUGGACAUGGGUGGAGAGGUGUGAACCAAAGGGUACUAAAAAAUGCACCUUGCUCUGUGGGUGUGCUUGUCGAUAGAGGAUAUGGGCUUGGACCGAAGAAUUUGGGCUCAGAUGGUACGUUGGCCCAAAGAAUAUGCAUUGUGUUUUUUGGCGGGCCUGAUGAUCGUGAGGUUCUAGAGUUGGGGAAGAAAAUGGUCCAACACCCUGCAGUGGCAUUGACUGUUGUAAGGUUUGUUGAGGAAAAUGGAUUGAGUGGUAAUAACUUUGUUUUACGCCAAUCACCUGGCAAAAGUGCUGAUGAAAACUAUAGCUUCUCUAUUGCCAAAAUGAACCGACAAAAAGAACAGGAGUUGGAUGAAAACGCAAUGGAGAUGUUUCGAAGCAAGUGUGGUGAAACAGUGAAGUACAUUGAAAAGGGUAGCGGAAAUGUUGUGGAGGAGGUGAUAGCGUUAGGCGAAAGUGCGAAUUAUGAUCUCAUAGUAGUUGGGAAGGGUCGGUUUCCGUCCACUAUGGUGGCGGAAUUAGCAGAGAGGGAAGCAGAGCAUGCAGAGUUAGGUCCUAUUGGAGACAUUCUAACAUCCUCAAUGGGUCACAAGAUGGUGUCAUCAGUACUUGUUAUUCAGCAACAUGAUGUGGCAUUGACGGAGGAUGCACCAAUGUACAAGGUUAAGGUGCAUGAUGAGAAUGUUGCAGAGGUUUCAUCUGCUAGACAUGAGAUCACUUUUGCAAAUGCAGUGUAAAUUAGUUGUUUUUAAGCAUUUUGUUAUUACAUAGGUCAAUGGGAGAUGUCCCCAAAGUAACAUCAUUAUAACUCACAAAUGAGAGAAACUUCAAGCAAAAAUGAAGAAAAAGUUCCUCUCUAUAAUGAAGUAGUGUUUGAAGUAAAUAUGUAAUUAUCCUUUAAUUUUGGUGGGUUAGUACCACCGGGUGCAUCUUGAAUCAAAUAAAAGUUAUAAAUAUGUUAUUUACUA